AUGCUUCUAAUUCAUUAUGUAAACCUCACUCAUUUUAAAACAAGUCACAAUGAGUUCUGGUUGGAUUUAAAAGUCUUCUUGGCAAUUGAGUGCGUUUUGUAUUUUAUUGACCUAUUCAAUAUGAUCUUCAACUUUGUUUUUUUAAUCCGUGCCCAUCAAUUUCACUUCAAUUUUGGUUGUAUUUAUGCAUGGCUUUUUGUUAUUAAUUUCACUGAUAACAUUGCUUUGUUAUUGAUGAAAAAUAUCAUGAUCUGGGAAUAUGUGGAUGACUCAAAUCCCACUUCAAAUUGGUUAUUUUUUAUCACAAUGAACAUCACAAUUGCUUGUACAUUUGCAGCUAUGUGCACAUUGUUCUUCUGCGCUGUGGAACGAUGUUUUGCCACUGUAUACAUAUGUGACUAUGAAAAGAAACAACGCAAAUUCAUAUCAAUUAUGCUAAAUUCCAUGCUCACUAUAUUUGGUUUUGCUGUUUGUGGAGUCGUAACGGACAAGAAAAACACUGUGUAUCUGAUCAUCUUCCUACUGGUGAUCGAUGGAAUCGCGCUUAUGUUACACUGUUUUCUCCAAUGGCUGAAUAAACGGAUUUACGUCAGACUUCACGAUAAUGUCUACAUCACUUCUUACUCGUUGGCUCAAAGAUUUCAAGUUGCUGAAAACAUUGUCCCUACAGAUGAUGAACAACGUCAUUUAUUAUAUGGGAUUUAUGAACAUGACAGUUGUUCUCAGUGUGCUUUUCUCGAGUUUUGA
Caenorhabditis elegans is the source of this 747-nucleotide messenger RNA. It is a transcript of the gene sre-10, whose product is annotated as Serpentine receptor class gamma. The transcript is spliced from 6 exons. Lineage: Eukaryota; Metazoa; Nematoda; Chromadorea; Rhabditida; Rhabditidae. Bases 1 to 747 code for a protein of 248 amino acids. Gene Ontology annotation, biological process: sensory perception of chemical stimulus. The record is from RefSeq and is marked reviewed. Gene Ontology annotation, cellular component: membrane.